Messenger RNA from Triticum dicoccoides, 1889 nucleotides. RefSeq names its product glucan endo-1,3-beta-glucosidase 12-like. Gene Ontology annotation, biological process: carbohydrate metabolic process. Gene Ontology annotation, molecular function: hydrolase activity, hydrolyzing O-glycosyl compounds. The coding region runs from base 57 to 1505 and encodes 482 amino acids. The transcript is spliced from 3 exons. The record is from RefSeq and is a predicted model, not a curated record. NCBI's taxonomy places the organism in Eukaryota, Viridiplantae, Streptophyta, Magnoliopsida, Poales, Poaceae.
UCUCCACCACUUCGCCACCCGCCGUGACAAGCUCUGCUUUCUCGCCGCAGCAGAGCAUGGCUCUCCCCCGCGGCCUCCUCCUCGCCGCGGCAUUGUGCCUGCUCCUCCUUGCUGCCGCAGACGCGGGCACCGUGGGCGUGAACUGGGGGCGGGUGGCGAACGACCUGCCCAGCCCGGCGGCGGUGGUGCAGCUGCUCAAGCAGCACGGCAUCGCGCAGGUCAAGCUCUACGACACCGAGCCCGCCGUGCUGCGCGCGCUCGCCAACAGCGGCAUCAAGGUGGUCGUCGCGCUGCCCAACGAGCAGCUCGCGGCCGCCGCCAGGCGCCCCUCGUACGCGCUCGCGUGGGUGCGCCGCAACGUCGCCGCCUACUACCCGGCCACGCAGAUCCAGGGCAUCGCCGUCGGCAACGAGGUGUUCGCCACGGCCGCCAAUGUUACGGCGCAGCUCGUCCCGGCCAUGAUCAACGUGCACGCCGCGCUGGCCAGGCUCAACAUGGACAAGGCCGUCAAGGUGUCGUCCCCCGUCGCGCUCUCGGCGCUCGCCAACUCGUACCCGCCCUCCGCCGGCGUGUUCAAGGAGGAGCUCGCGCAGUCGGUGAUGAAGCCCAUGCUGGACUUCCUGGCGCAGACCGGCUCCGACCUCAUGGUCAACUGCUACCCGUUCUUCGCCUACGCGGACAAUGCCGGCGUCAUCUCGCUCGACUACGCGCUCUUCCGCCCCAACGCCGGCGAGCUCGACUCCGGGAGCGGCCUCAAGUACUACAGCCUCCUGGACGCGCAGCUGGACGCCGUGUUCACGGCCGUGGGCAAGCUGGGCAACUAUAACGGCGUGCACGUGGUGGUGUCGGAGACGGGGUGGCCGUCCAAGGGCGACGCCAAGGAGGUUGGCGCUGGCGCGGCCAACGCCGCGGCGUACAACGGCAACCUCGUCCGGCGCGUGCUAUCCAAGAACGCCGGCACCCCGCGCCGCCCCGACGCGGACAUCGACGUGUACCUCUUCGCGCUCUUCAACGAGAACCAGAAGCCCGGGCCGACCUCGGAGCGCAACUACGGCGUCUUCUACCCGAACCAGCAGAAGGUGUACGACGUGGAGUUCGUCCUCGGCAGCGGCGGCUCCGUGGGAGCCGGCGGCAAGGGCAGCGGCGCCCUCGGGUGGCAGGACAACGGCAGCGGUAAUGCGGCGCCGGCGACAGGCGGCGGGGUGGUGAGGGCGGCGGCGACGCCGGGGGAGGCGUGGUGCGUGGCGAACGCGAUGGUGGGCGAGGCGCGGCUGCACGCGGCGCUGGACUACGCGUGCGGGCCGGGCGGCGCGGACUGCAAAGGUAUCCAGCCCGGCGCGGCGUGCUUCGAGCCCAACACCAUGGUCGCCCACGCGUCCUACGCCUUCAACGACUACUACCAGCGCAAGGGCCGCUCCAUCGGCACCUGCGACUUCGCCGGCGCCGCCUACGUCGUCAACCAGGCGCCAAAGAUGGGCAAGUGCGAGCUCCCCUCCACGGUCUGAAACAACGCAAGGAAAUGCGGCGUCCUCCACGCAUCCCGGGAUGCGAGGUUGAUUUAUAAAUUAACGGAAGGAGAUGAAAAUAUCUAUGUACCGCACGCAGGUCGGCCAGAGUGCCAUGGUGCGAGGGAAAGGAGGGGAGGAAUGCUGCUGGACAUCUUUGCUCCUUUUUCUUUGGUCUUUGCCCUCUGCUUGACUGCUGCAGCGUACGUAGAACAUUGGUGGUACUGUAGCCGGCCGGCUGUGCGCCUUUCUGCAGCUUUGGCUCUUGGGGGAUAUCUUUGUUUAACUACUAGUCUCUCUGUAACUAUGCUUUUACUGUAAGCUUGGAUUACUACUUACUAGUAGUAUAGAUUAAUUCUAAGUAUAAUAGCCUUUUGUGUCCCA